AUGAUACCAGAUAAUAAUGAAAACAAUAAUAAUUUAUAUUUCUUAGCAUUUAGUAAAAAUAAAGUGACCAUUUAUGAAUAUGAUGUGGAUUUAAGUAAGAAUAUUGUAGAUGAUAUUAAUGAUGAAAUAAAAAGAUGUGAAGAGGAGGAUGAGAAAAAUAAAAUAAAUGAACAUACAACAGUUCCUAUAACAAAUGAUGAAAAAAAAAAUGAUUUGAAUCAUAUACGAAAUAAUAAUAUAAUAAAUAAUAAUACAAAAAUUACGAAUCAGAUAAAAAAAUCUACAAAUAAAUUUAAUAAUGAUUUUGUAUUAAAUCGUGGUAUUAAAAUAUAUAAGGAAUUCGACGAUGUUGAACUGGCCACAUGUACCAAUGACUAUAAAAAAAUUAUUCUUGUAAGAAAAAGUAAUUUAAAUGUAGCAGAAAUUAUUGAUAUAAAAAGUGAAAAUAAAAAUGUGACAUGUAUAAAAACAAAAACACAGAUUAAAAGAAUUAUUACGAGUCCUAGAGAUAACUACAUUGUUUUACAUUGUCAAUACAAGCCUGAUAUUACCAAUACGAAUUUGUAUGUAUAUAAAAUUAAUAUAAAAUCAGCUAAGAAAAAAAAAAAGAAAG
Plasmodium gaboni is the source of this 613-nucleotide messenger RNA. Its product is annotated as putative eukaryotic translation initiation factor eIF2A. NCBI's taxonomy places the organism in Eukaryota, Apicomplexa, Aconoidasida, Haemosporida, Plasmodiidae. The annotation marks the transcript as partial. The transcript has a single exon. The record is from RefSeq and is a predicted model, not a curated record.